ACAGCCUGCUGCUCCGAGGGGCGCCGCUCCGAAAGUGGGGAACUCGGGAGUCUCGGGCAUGAUUUAUUAAAAGCUGCUGCAGGGAAGGCGGUGGCCGCGCUCUCCUGCCCACGGCGCGGCCCGAGCUGGUGCAGCCCCGAGCUGGUGCAGGGCGCGCCCCCACCCCUGCUCCUCGCGGGCGGGCUCCCGCGCCCGGACUUCUCUCCCGAACAAUCAGGGACUUGUGCUGGCGGCCGAAGGAGCCACGGCGCUGGCUGGCCGCGGAGGAGGCGACGUCAUGGAUUCCUGAGUGUGAAGUUUGCAGGAAAGCCCUCAGUUUUGGAGAUGGACGGGAUCCAGCGGUUUCCAUGGCGCUGGGUAAACAGGAGGAAACAGUGAGGGAAUCCCGUUAUUUUACUGCAUUGAACGCCUAUAAACACGGAGCGCGGGGAAGGAAGUCGCGUUGCCUCUGGAGUAGCCGAGCGCGGAGCCGCCGACUCGCCGCGCCGGAGGGAGCGAGGGGCGCAGCCGGGCGGCUCAGGCUCCUCCAGCGCCGCGCCGCGGGCGGGCGGCAGAGCUCGGCGCCCCUCGGCGGCCGCCGACCCCGACCCCGACCCCGACCCGGACCCGGACCCGACCCGCGCCGGCUCGCGCCCUCCAGAUGCAGAGGGAGGCUGCGCUCCCGCCGGGGCCCCGCCACCCGCUCCGCAUCAUGGGGUCUGUGGACCAAGAAGAGCCGAAUGCACAUAAGGUCGCCAGCCCACCCUCCGGACUCGCAUACCCCGAUGAUGUCCCGGACUGUGGCCUCAAGCCUUACAGCCCCCUCGCCAGUCUCUCUGGCGAGCCCCCCGGCCGGUUCGGAGAGCCGGAUAGGAUAGGGCCCCAGAACUUUCUGAGCCCCGCCAAGCCAGCAGGGGCCUCGGGCCUGAGCCCUCGGAUCGAGAUCACUCCGUCCCACGAACUGAUGCAGGCAGGGGGGCCCCUCCGCAUGAGAGACGCCGGCCUCCUGCUGGAGCAGCCAGCCCUGGCCGGGGUGGCCGCCAGCCCGAGGUUCACCCUGCCUGUGCCCGGCUUCGAUGGCUACCGCGAGCCGCUUUGCUUGAGCCCCGCUAGCAGCGGCUCCUCUGCCAGCUUCAUUUCCGACACCUUCUCCCCCUACACCUCGCCCUGCGUCUCGCCCAACAACGGCGGGCCGGACGACCUGUGUCCCCAGUUUCAAAACAUCCCUGCUCAUUAUUCCCCCAGAACCUCGCCAAUAAUGUCACCUCGGACCAGUCUCGCCGAGGACAGCUGCCUGGGCCGCCACUCGCCCGUGCCCCGUCCGGCCUCCCGCUCCUCGUCACCUGGUGCCAAGCGGAGGCAUUCGUGUGCAGAGGCCUUGGUUGCCACGCUGCCCGGAGCCUCACCCCAGCGCUCCCGGAGCCCCUCGCCACAGCCCUCAUCUCACGUGGCCCCCAGGGAGGACGGCGCCCCGGCUGGGUACCCCCCCGCAGCUGGCUCGGCCGUCCUCAUGGAUGCCCUCAACAGCCUCGCCACCGACUCGCCUUGUGGGAUCCCCCCCAAGGUGUGGAAGACCAGCCCAGACCCGUCACCGGUGACCGCUGCGCCGGCCAAGGCCGGCCUGCCCCGCCACAUCUACCCCACGGUGGAGUUCCUGGGGCCCUGCGAGCAGGAGGAGAGGAGGAACUCGGCUCCAGAGCCCAUCUUGCUGGUGCCGCCAACCUGGCCCAAGCAGUUGGUGCCUGCUAUUCCCAUCUGCAGCAUCCCAGUGACUGCAUCCCUCCCCCCACUGGAGUGGCCGCUUUCCAGCCAGUCGGGCUCCUACGAGCUGCGGAUCGAGGUGCAGCCCAAGCCGCAUCACCGGGCCCACUAUGAGACGGAGGGCAGCCGGGGGGCCGUCAAAGCACCAACAGGAGGUCACCCCGUCGUGCAGCUCCACGGCUACAUGGAAAACAAACCUUUGGGGCUUCAGAUCUUCAUUGGCACCGCGGACGAGCGGAUCUUGAAGCCCCACGCCUUCUACCAAGUGCACCGGAUCACGGGGAAGACUGUCACCACCACCAGCUACGAGAAGAUCGUGGGCAACACCAAGGUCCUGGAGAUCCCGCUGGAGCCCAAGAACAACAUGAGGGCGACCAUCGACUGCGCGGGGAUCCUGAAGCUCCGGAAUGCCGACAUCGAGCUGCGCAAAGGCGAGACGGACAUCGGCAGGAAGAACACCCGGGUGCGCCUGGUGUUCCGGGUCCACAUCCCGGAGUCCAGCGGCCGCAUCGUCUCCUUGCAGACGGCCUCCAACCCCAUUGAGUGCUCCCAGCGCUCCGCCCACGAGCUGCCCAUGGUGGAACGGCAGGACAUUGACAGCUGCCUGGUCUACGGGGGCCAGCAGAUGAUCCUCACGGGACAGAACUUCACGGCCGAGUCCAAAGUCGUGUUCACCGAGAAGACCACAGAUGGGCAGCAAAUCUGGGAGACGGAAGCCACGGUGGAUAAAGACAAGAGCCAGCCUAACAUGCUUUUUGUUGAGAUCCCUGAGUAUCGGAACAAGCACAUCCGCACCUCUGUGAAGGUGAAUUUUUAUGUCAUCAAUGGAAAAAGGAAACGAAGUCAGCCCCAGCACUUUACCUACCUACCAGUCCCAGCCAUCAAGACGGAGCCCAGCGAUGAGUACGACCCCUCUUUGAUCUGCAGCCCCGCCCAUGGGGGCCUGGGGAGCCAGCCCUACUACCCCCAGCACCCAAUGGUGGCCGAGUCCCCAUCCUGCCUUGUGGCCACCAUGGCUCCCUGCCAGCAAUUCCGCUCAGGGCUGUCCUCCCCUGACGCCCGCUACCAGCAGCAGAACCCAGCGGCCGUCCUCUACCAGCGGAGCAAGAGCCUGAGCCCCAGCCUGCUGGGCUACCAGCAGCCGCCCCUCAUGACCACACCCCUGUCCCUUGCGGACACCCACCGCUCCGUGCUGGUGCACGCAGGCUCCCCGGGUCAGAACCCAGCCCUGCUCCACCCCGCGCCUGCCAACCAGCAGGCCUCACCGGUCAUCCACUACUCGCCCACCAACCAGCAGCUGCGCUGCGGGAGCCACCAGGAGUUCCAGCACAUCAUGUACUGCGAGAAUUUUGCACCUGGCACUGCCCGGCCUGGCCUGCCUCCGGUCAGUCAAGGUCAGCGGCUAAGCCCGGGCUCCUACCCCACAGUUAUUCAGCAGCAGAACACCCCAAGCCAAAGAGCCGCCAAAAACGGACCCCCAGUCAGUGACCAAAAGGAAGCGCUGCCCACAGGAGUCACAAUUAAACAGGAGCAGAACUUGGACCAGACCUACUUGGAUGACGUUAAUGAAAUUAUCAGGAAGGAAUUUUCAGGACCUCCUGCCAGAAAUCAGACGUAGAAGCCGCCAUUGUAUCCGCCGCCUUCUGUCUUGGCCCUGCGGAGUCUCCGCCGCCCUCAGCUUCUGUCUUCAUCUCCCCGCCGAGGCCGCACUCAGAACAGUAUCUGGGCUCAGCACUGACCGCCUCUCUGUAAACACCAGAGCAUCCUUCCUGUUCAGUGUUCUGCCCCAGAAGAGCGUCCCGGUUGGUCUUCAUGGUGAUCCACCCAACAUCAAGUGCCUGCGGACCAGUGUCACAGCCUGAGUGCAGCGGGAUGCUGGAACUCACCGAGGCCCGAGUGGCAGAGCUGUGGGCACCAAGGAGGAGCCGGCUCUCUGUGUUCAAUCCUCCAGUCAUGGAUAUGGCUCCUGUUUCUUUUCAAAGAGGGCUUCUCAAAGCAAUCAAAAGAAAGUGGCCCCAGAGUUCAGCUUCCUAGUCAAGGAACCCCAAAGUCCUCAUGCUAGAGAUGGAAACGGACCAUUGUCCUUAGAGAUCGCCUCGUCCAGGCAAGGCUGGGCCACAGCAAAAGCUUUAUUUUGGAAUUUUCUCCUUCCAAAACAAAACUCCUUUGUGCAAAAUCAUCUGUUAAGACUUCUCAGUGUUAACUUAUGACAUGUGUACAUGAUUGGGUUUUUUUUCCUCUGCUUCAAAUUGCAGGCCAAGGAGGCUGGGGGUGGAGCCUCCUUGGCAGCUGCUCUGACCCCUGCAGCCAGCACUAAUGAGCGUCCAGGACGGAGCUGACCCCACUGCAGAGCGUGACCGGCUGUGCCCCACUCCUCCUUUCUGUCUUCCUAGCAGCCAGAGCGCUUGAACGUGGAAGAGUUAAGCAGAUUCUUAGGCCUGCGCAUUGAACGUUGAGAAGCAGUGGCCAGAGGACCAGGGCAAACACAAAACCAAGGAAGUACAGGGACUUUUGUUAAAAUGCAAGUGCUUUUGUGAGUGUUUCUCUACCAAGAUAGAAAGGCUGAAUCCCUUCUCAUGCCUGAACUCGGAGUGAGGCAGGGAGGCCCAGGCAGUGGCCCCAAAGGUCCUUACCUUUACUUGAAACCUUUAAUGCGCCCUAGGCCUCAGCGUGCUGGCCCGGGAGGGAGCCCGGCCUGGGUCAGCCUCCACGUCCAGAGCAGCUCUGCUCAGGUGCAUCCUUAGCCCGAGAGAGCUCUGCUGUCUGUCAUGAGCGAUUCAUCCCCAGGCUCCUCUGCUUUCUCCCACUGACACAGCUUUUGCAAACACACAACCCUGCGGGUCUGUGGUAGGAGAGUUUUAUUGUAGUGCUGGGUUUGCUUGCAUUUAGUGCAGACAUCAGGACAAACGGACAUUCAUUCCCAGCCGCUCGCCAUCUCCCCAGCCAGCAGCAAGGAGAGAUCACCUGUUACUCUUCACAAGGAUGUGCUUUGAGCAGUUUCUCAGCUCAGUCUGCCAGGCGCAAAGCCUAGAAAGAAAGUCACAGCCCCAAAGUGGCUUUUCUAAAUCCUGUCUGGUCAAGGUCGCUCAGAGAUAACCCUUGCUGAGAGCUGGGCCAGGUGUGCCUGGUGCCUCCGACGGAAGGCCAAGUGCCCAGGUUCUGGCCUGUGUGCCCAGGGGCAUUGUGGUCUUUUGGUCACUACCCAGCAGUUUCAUCCCCUAAUGGCACGGGUCCUUUCCGCUCCCACCCCAUGCAGAGUUGAGCAAAGUUCUCUUUGAAACACACAGAAUGCCAGUAAGAGCUUGAGCGCUCCCGCAGAGCUUCUGCGGUGCUGAUCACUUCCUCGUUAACAAAGCACGUUCCUUCUGCCAGCAGCUUGGCCCCUGGAGACCCCGUCUCCAGCAGCACUGCCUUCAGCCAGAGCCAGCCACGAGGGCUGGUGAGCGAUCUGGGCUCACUUGACCUGGCACGGAGCCAGUUUUGCACGUGAGGGGUCCAGGCCUUUCCUCAGUUACCUGAACGUUUACCCAAGUGCCUCCUGCUAUUGCACCAAAGUAGCUCGCUUCACUGUCCCUGGGGUAAAGAGAGACAACGCUUUCCCGCCAGUCUUCUAACCGUUCGCAAAAAAGGGCUUCCCGGCAGCUCCCCUCCCCCACAUAUACGUGUAUGUACGUGUGUAUGUAAUGCACGGACAGACCCCUUUCUUUUCCUAAGACAUCUUAGCUAGAUCGUAUAGGAAGCACUUUCAUGGAACUAUACCAAAUAGCAAAGGGAAGAAAAAGCACUAGUUUUGAGAUAUAAACAGGCAAGAGAAUGUACGGGGCGUGGACAGCAAUCAAGAAAGUCGUGUCAGUUACAAAUGCCAGGAGGAAGUUUGCCAAAGUCAUGGAUUGUGACAUCUUUUCAGUAUGGGAAGAGGUAAUCAGAGCCUCAGAAUCAGAAAGGAAAGGUGUCUAAGUGGGAAGGCGUUGCAUGUGUGUCAAGGGAGUCUCAGUUAAGUCAAGGUUAGUACCUGCUACAUCCAGCGUAAGAUGUAGCACCAGGUCUGCCAUGUCGCUGAAUGUAAUAUCCUCCAAAGUUUGCAAGUCUUCCAGUAUUGUAUAAAAAUACUGCUGCUUGAUAAUAUAUAUGCCAUCCAAAUUAACUAGUAUGUAAAUUUUUAUUUUCUUACCCGUAUUUUUAUGCUUUUUAUCUGCCCUCAAGAUAUUGCACCUCUGUUGGAGUUAGAAAAUAUUUAUAAAUGGUCAGAAAUCUUUCUAAGUGUCUCUUUUUACAUAUAUGUUGAUUCCUUUUUCCCUUAAAGAGCAAUGGUGUAUUCAUGAAAAGUUUUGUUAAUCAUUCCAGGAAAAAACACCCCGCUCUGAGCCCGGCAGGCACUCAGCCAGUAGGAGAAAGCAUUUCAGGGCGAGAAAAAGGAUGGCUUUGUGGAAGAAGAAUCUUGUUUUUCUUCUGCUUGUGGAAGAUAAUGCUUUCCUCAGCCCUGAGUCUGAGUUUUAUCACUGAGGAAAACUGUUAUAAGUAAAUGGGCUAGUAGGCGAUUUUGAUUUGAAACCAUUGAGCCUGCCUGCACUAUGAUGGAUGGAAUUCAGAAUUCCUACUCAGAGGACUGUGAGUGCCAGCUAGAUCUCAGGCCAGCCAAGUCCUGGGAGAUGACCGCCACACACAUCAACCAAAGGACAGCUGUGGGUUCCAGCAUCGAUGUGGCCGAGAUGGAAGCAGUCGAUUUCUUCCAAGAACUGGGAAGCACUGUUCUGCUAUUUUUGGUUUACAUUCAGUCACCAAGACAUUUGUCUCAACAAGCGAGCCUUGACCGGGGCAAGACUGUCACACUUAGGCAGAUCGGAAGUUGAUGUGUUGUGAUUGUCACUCUGGACUACGGGAGGUUGGACUUGUUUAUUUUCAUGUCACAGAGAACACUCUCCACAUGCUUUCUGUUGUUCAGACCUGAAAGAAUGUCAGUGGUCCACUUACAACUGGUCGUCACUUUGAGUUUACAAGAGGCACAGAGGUAGGGGCAUUCCUGACGAGCUGGGCUGACCACUCUCAAACUCAUUUUUUGCAUGGACAGCCCCCUGGGGACCCGACACACUUAACCUUGGGUCCUCCAAGCUUAGGGCUUGGGCAUUAAGUCUUGUGGCGUCAAAUAGGCCAGUUGCAAAUACAGGAGGUAUUUUCCUGCUUCCCACCAAAGUCCUUGAGAGCAGCAGGAUCUCAAAGCACCUUCCUUCACAUUCCUGAUGUCACCAUCUUAAUUCAGUUUGUUUAAAAACAUGGUUGAUAAGAAAGAUACUUCCUGAGUGAGCCUCUCUGAAAACACGAGGAGGUCCUGGGAGCUGAGAAGGAAAGGGUUAACUCUUUCCAGGCAGUGGCAGGGGGGUCGGAGGUUUGGAUGUGGUGGGUGUAGGUGAUGCGGUUUCCAUGACAGCAGGUGCUCCCUGCAUUCUGACUGGCCUGUUCAGAUACAGCUGUGGGGCCACAGGGCCAGCAUCUUGUCAGCAAAGCCCACUCCCACCUGUCGCCUCUGCAGCUCUUGGAGGGGAGGAAAUGAGGUCCUAAACAAUUCUCCAGGAGAUGCAAGCCGCUCCAGCUCGAUGGUGCUGGCAGGCUUAGGUUUGGAAAAUCCUGACUGUUAAGGGAGUUUGAAUACAUCACAUUCCUAUGCAAAAUGUUUUUUAUCUCCAAUUUAAUGUAGUUUAUUUUUGCUAUAUGUAAAGUAUUUUUAUACGGCUUGUACUAUGAUAGUUUAGCAAUAAAACAAUUGGAAGCAGCA
Messenger RNA from Cavia porcellus (domestic guinea pig), 7510 nucleotides. It is a transcript of the gene Nfatc2, whose product is annotated as nuclear factor of activated T cells 2. Gene Ontology annotation, cellular component: transcription regulator complex. NCBI's taxonomy places the organism in Eukaryota, Metazoa, Chordata, Mammalia, Rodentia, Caviidae. The record is from RefSeq and is a predicted model, not a curated record. The coding region runs from base 641 to 3358 and encodes 905 amino acids. Gene Ontology annotation, biological process: calcineurin-NFAT signaling cascade; regulation of transcription by RNA polymerase II; cytokine production. The transcript is spliced from 10 exons. Gene Ontology annotation, molecular function: DNA-binding transcription factor activity, RNA polymerase II-specific; RNA polymerase II cis-regulatory region sequence-specific DNA binding; transcription factor binding.